ACUUACAGCCGGUUUCCGAAACGUUAUUCAAAUCUUCGAUCAUCUAAUCGAGCUGUUAGAUUUGAUCAACUGUUAACCAGUGACGAGUUUCUCAAACGUCGAUCAUCUUAAAAUUAUAUGAUCGUAGAAAAUCGAUUAUCUGACAUACGAUUUGGUAUCGAUACUGUCACAAUCGGCUGUCAUCCUUCAAAAUUUCAUUUUAUAACCAAAAAAUUUAAAUCCAUAGUAAAUAACUACAUAAUUUAUAUAAUUAAAAAAUAUAUUAAAAAUGAGCAAUACAAACGGAAAUCCUCCACGCAAAAAUUAUACUGAGAGAGAGAGAGAAAUGUUUGCUGUUGGAAAUAAUUGGAAAAUACAAGCAUAUUAAAUUGAAAACAAAUAAUGUACCAAUGCUAUGUCCACCAACCAAAACAAUGAAACCUGGGAAAAAUAGCGCUGAAUUUCCCAGAACUCCCAAGCAGCUGAACACUGCAUAUAUAAACUUAAAAAGGGUCACUAGCCAAAAAGUAGCAGAGGAAAAUAUUCAAAAAUAUAAUGAGCAGAAGGUUUUGGACCAGUUGAAGAGAGACCAAACUGCGGACAAAAAAGACAUACUUGCAACAGGUGGUGGCACAUUUAGGCCUCGUCUCACAGAUGUAGGGGCACAAAUGUUGAGUUUGAUUGGCAAUCAAAUCCAACCUUUACCCAACAGUUGUGACAGUGCAUCUGGUUUCUUCACAUCUGUUGCACAAGACAGUCAAGUGGAAGUAGAUUACCUACAAUUGGAAGACACAUAGCAGACAUCCAAUGUACCCUCUACUUCCACUGUGCUGCUCAGUACACCCACGACAACUGCUGUCCUGCCCAAGAAGACAGCCAAGAUGUCUCAGGCUCGUUCAAAAAAUAAAAAAGUAAAAGAUAUAGGGAGCGAAACCCUUAAUGUAUCUUUUACAAAAAAAAUUGAAACAGCAAGACUAGAAAAAAGAAGUAAGAUAGUAUUUUUCAACAAGAAAAAAAGAAAUUUUAGAAGUAGAGCUUCAAAUAAAAAAAUUCGAUGUCAAUAAAUUAUUCGGUAAUAGUGGUUAGGUAUGUACCUAAUAAAGUAAUUUUAAAUAAAAAUUGUAAUUUCUUUAAAUAAUAAAAUUAAUAAAAAAUG
Diabrotica virgifera virgifera (western corn rootworm) is the source of this 1135-nucleotide messenger RNA. RefSeq lists its product as uncharacterized. Lineage: Eukaryota; Metazoa; Arthropoda; Insecta; Coleoptera; Chrysomelidae. The transcript has 5 exons. The record is from RefSeq and is a predicted model, not a curated record. Bases 390 to 776 code for a protein of 128 amino acids.